AUGUUAGAGGAAUUGGACAGUGAACCUGAACCUUUUAGUGGUAGUUCCAGUGAUGAAUAUGUGGCAGAUACAGCCGACAGUAGCACAUCAAGCAGUGAUAGUGAUAGUUUGGAGGUUAGAAAAACAAACAGGAAGUCUGUAAAUGAAUCGCAGUGGGUUCGAAAUAAGAAAAAGAGACUUUUGGCUACUGGAGCAAGACAUCUUAAUAGUGUGAAUAAAAUGGUCGGUCCUAGAGUGGUUGGCGAAGACUGUAAAUGCAAAUUUAAAUGUUUCGAAAACUUUGAUGAACAGGAGAGAACGCAGAUCUUAAAUAAAUUUAAUGAAAUUGGCGAGAAAGUAAUGCAGGAUACUUUUCUUGUAGGCCUAAUAAGUACGUCAGAAGUAACCAGAAAACGUCCUAAGACAGGAAAUGGUCGGCAACGAAACAUUUCCCAUAAAUACAUGAUUCGUAUUGGUUCAAAAUCCCACCGAGUAUGCAAAAAAGCAUUUGGUGCGGUUCAUGGUAUAUCAUCUAAAAGAAUUGAUCGCUUGUCAACUUUCUUAAAAUUUAACGACGCUAUCACAUCUCCUAAGGAUGGUCGUGGAAAGCAUCACACUAGAUCCAACAUGAUCCCCCCAGAAAUCGUUGAGCAAGUAGAUAGCAAUAUUUGCAGUUUUCCCAAGAGAUCGUCUCAUUACAGUCGUCAAAAAAGUAAUAAUAAAAUGUAUCUUUCACCGGAAUUAAAUGUCAAGAAGCUGAUAAGUCGCCAGAGAAAACUGUUAGAUGAAAAGAAAAAGGGAAUUGAGUAUUUCAGAGAAUGUGCCGAUAAAUAUGGAGAUAUGCAAAUGGAAGAAAUUAAUCGUAAGAUGAAUGGAUCUUUCCAAAUUGUUGAUGGGGUAUUAGAUAUGAAAGAUCCGGUGGAUAUGCCUCAACUUACUCACAUUCAACUACAAAUGGUGAAUGAUGCUUUCGUGGGGGAUCCAAGCGAAGUCAUCACCGAGAAAUUUAGCUUGAGCAUAACGAGACGAGAUCUAUUAACUUUGGCAGAUCUCAAUUGGUUAAACGAUGAAGUUAUUAAUUUUUAUAUGAAUAUGAUCAUUGAAAGGGGAGAGAAUCCGAAAUGGCCCAAAGCUUACGCAUUUAAUACAUUCUUUUAUCCAAAGCUAUUGAGAGAUGGUUACCAUUCGUUAAGAAGAUGGACCAAGAAAGUUGAUAUUUUUGAAAAUGCUCUCAUAUGUAUUCCUAUACACUUAGGCUUCCAUUGGUGUAUGGCCAUUAUUGAUUUGCGAACCAAAUAUAUCAGAUAUUAUGACAGUACUGGAAACAGCAACAAUACAUGUUUGAAAGUUUUGAAAAAGUACUUAGAAGAUGAGCACCUUGAUAAGAAGAAAUGUCCUCUCUAUACGACCGAUUUCAAAUUGGAAAACUUAAAAGAUAUACCUCAGCAAUCGAAUGGAAAUGAUUGCGGUAUAUUCACAUGUACUUACGCAGAAUUUAUAACAAGAGAUGCUAAAAUUAGGUUUGACCAAGAACACAUACCAUAUUUAAGGAAGAAAAUGGCAGUAGAACUACUAGCAGGUGAACUAUUGGUUAAGUGA
Messenger RNA from Diorhabda sublineata, 1578 nucleotides. RefSeq names its product sentrin-specific protease 1-like. NCBI's taxonomy places the organism in Eukaryota, Metazoa, Arthropoda, Insecta, Coleoptera, Chrysomelidae. Gene Ontology annotation, cellular component: nucleus. Gene Ontology annotation, molecular function: deSUMOylase activity. Gene Ontology annotation, biological process: protein desumoylation. The transcript is spliced from 4 exons. The coding region runs from base 1 to 1578 and encodes 525 amino acids. The record is from RefSeq and is a predicted model, not a curated record.